Molecule: messenger RNA, 2815 nt
Organism: Triticum dicoccoides
Lineage: Eukaryota; Viridiplantae; Streptophyta; Magnoliopsida; Poales; Poaceae
Product: auxin response factor 22-like
Exons: 4
Coding region: 409-2484 (691 amino acids)
Biological process (GO): response to hormone; regulation of DNA-templated transcription
Cellular component (GO): nucleus
Molecular function (GO): DNA binding
Source: RefSeq, a predicted model, not a curated record
UAAUGGCCGGGAAGACAUCCAAAGAACUCGCCAUAAUUCCAAACCACUGUGCCGCUGUAGCGCAGCGCUCCCUCCUCGUCCUCCCUCAAGAACACGGAAAAAGAUCGGGGCUUUUGGGUUCCGGACACCAAGGAUUGGAUAUUUAUUCUGUUUUGCUUUGCUUUGACCGGCGCGGCGGUUCUUGAACUUGGGAUGGAGUUGCAGGGGCCGGGCGAGGGGAGGGGAGGCGGCUUCGCCUGAUGUAGAUUUCCCUUUUCCCUUUGCCUGCUUUGUUUAUUCUGGCUCUGGGCGUUCACAUCUCUCGCAGAGCUUUCGUGAUCUGCCAAUUGGAGGCCAUGCGCGCGGGCCAAACAGGUUUGCUGUGCGGGAACAAGUGAUCGCAUUUCGAGGCGGUGGUUUUAGGUGGAGAUGAAGGAGGUGGGCGAGGAGAGGUGCCUGGACCCGCAGCUGUGGCACGCCUGCGCGGGCGGCAUGGUGCAGAUGCCGCCGGCGCGCUCGCGCGUCUACUACUUCCCCCAGGGGCACGCCGAGCACGCCAACGGCGGCGGCGGAAGCGCGGCCGCCGAGCUCGCGGCGGCGGUCGGGCCGCGUCCGCUUCCCGCGCUCGUGCUCUGCUGCGUGGCAGGGGUGCGCUUCCUGGCUGAUCCGGAGACGGACGAGGUGUUCGCCAAGAUCCGGCUCGUGCCCGUCGGCCCCGGCGAGGCGGGGUUCCGGGAGCCGGAGGGGCUCGGCCCGCUCGGGGGCGACCCGGCGGAGGCGCGCGACAAGCUGGCCUCCUUCGCCAAGACGCUGACGCAGUCCGACGCCAACAACGGCGGCGGCUUCUCGGUGCCGCGCUACUGCGCCGAGACCAUCUUCCCCAAGCUUGACUACAGGGCUGACCCGCCGGUGCAGACGGUGCUCGCCAAGGACGUGCACGGGGAGGUGUGGAAGUUCCGCCACAUCUACAGGGGCACGCCGCGCCGGCAUUUGCUCACCACGGGCUGGAGCACCUUCGUGAACCAGAAGAAGCUCGUCGCGGGGGACUCCAUCGUGUUCCUGCGCACCGAGCACGGGGAGCUCUGCGUCGGAAUACGCCGGGCCAAGCGGGUCACCUGCGGGGGCAUGGAGUGCAUAUCCGGCUGGAACGCGCCAGGGUAUGGGGGGUUCUCGGCCUUCCUCAAGGACGAGGAGAACAAGAUGAUGAAUGGUGGCCCCGCCGGUUACGUCAAGGGCAGGGGGAAGGUGAAGAUCGACCAUGUGGUCGAGGCGGCCACCCUUGCGGCCAACAGCCAGCCAUUUGAGGUGGUGUACUACCCGAGAGCUAGCACGCCGGAGUUUGUUGUCAAGGCCGCGGCGAUGCAGGCUGCCAUGAGGAUCCACUGGUGCCCUGGCAUGAGGUUCAAGAUGGCCUUUGAGACCGAGGAUUCCUCAAGAAUCAGCUGGUUUAUGGGGACCAUAUCUUCGGUUCAGGUUGCCGAUCCACUCAGAUGGCCGAAUUCACCAUGGAGACUUCUUCAGGUCACAUGGGAUGAGCCAGACUUGUUACAGAAUGUGAAAUGCGUGAGCCCAUGGCUUGUGGAACUUGUAUCAAGCAUUCCACCAAUCCAUUUGGGACCAUUUUCUCCACCACGAAAGAAGUUACGGGUUCCCCAACAUCCUGAUUUUCCAUUGGAUGGUCAUCUGUUUAAUCCAAUUUUCCAUGGGAACCCACUUGGUCCUAGCAACAGCCCCCUAUGCUGUUACUCGGACAACAACUCUCCUGCAGGCAUACAGGGAGCCAGGCAUGCUCAAUUUGGUUUACCAUUAACAGACCAUCAGCUUAAUAAGCUGCACCUUGGUCUGUUCCACAGCGGCGGUUUUAACCGGCUUGACGCUCUAACCCCGUCUUCCCGGAUACCUAAGGGCUUUGUGCUCAGCAGCGCACCAGCCCACGACAGCGUCUCUUGCUUGUUGACAAUCGGUACACCACAGAGCACAGAAAAAUCUGUUGACAGAAAGACCCCACAUAUAAUGUUGUUUGGAAAGGCUAUUCUUACGGAGCAGCAGAUGACUUCAAGUGGAUCAAGGGAAACACUCUCCUCUGGGGCUACUGGAAAUAGUUCACCUAUCAGUACUGGGCUGAAGGCAGGAAAUACGUCUGAUGGUUCUGGUUCAUCAAUCUGCAUUGGAUUCUCAUCGCAAGGUCAUGAGGCUUCCGACCUCGGACUGGAAGCUGGGCACUGCAAGGUAUUUAUGGAAUCGGAGGAUGUUGGUCGCACCAUCGACUUGUCUGUCUUUGGUUCAUAUGACGAGUUGUAUGGCCGUCUGGCUGACAUGUUUGGGAUCGAGAAGGAAGAAAUCAUAAGCCAUCUUCGUUACCGUGACACAGCUGGUGCCGUCAUGCACACUGGAGGAUUACCAUUCAGUGACUUCAUGAAAGUGGCACGGAGGCUGACGAUAAUAAGCGGCGAAAAGGGAGGGCUGGCGAAACCUCUCAUCGAAUGCAUGGUUCAGCGGGUGUGAUAUCUUGAUGAGCUCCAGCAUGAGUUCCAUUGAGAAAUAUUAAACCUAGAGUGAAGGACUACUCUCCAUAUGCAUGCGUUUUAUUAGCGGUUUGUUUACCCGUGCUGUCAAGCGGAACUGCGUCAUCGUUAGUACUACAAUCUUGUGGAUUGCUUUUUAAUAUGUACUCACUGUAUUUGUCUGUUAGCUGCUUGUUCAGCGCUGUUGAUCGCCCAAGUUAAGGGCUGGUCAUCCGGCGGCUGAGUUGGAAGUGUGCUUCUCAACGAACUCUUGGACGGUUUUGCUUUGCUUGGAAUAAAGUUAAGUUUUCAGUUGGGUCUUUGGAAAUUAA